UGUGCAAAAUUUAAAAAAAAUAAAAUAAAAUAAAAUUUUUAAAAUAAUAAAUUUAACUAAAUAACUUAAAAGUACAAAUAAAUUACAAGCAUCAAAAAAAAUGAAUAGUGAAAAAAGUGGUAGUGGUGCUUUUGAUAAUCCUGCCUUUAUGUCCUCUAAAGUGGAUUUGAUUACAAUAAAUUCAGCGGAAAGUAAUGAAAAUAUACAAAAAUCCUGUGAUACUGCCUCCGACAAUGAAUCUCAAACCACCUCGGGUCGUGAUCAAUGGGGAAAUGGUUUGCAAUUUCUAAUGUCUUGUAUAGCGCUGUCGGUGGGCCUGGGUAAUGUGUGGCGUUUUCCCUUUAUAGCUUUACAAAAUGGCGGUGGUGCAUUCCUCAUACCCUACAUAAUUGUAUUGUUCUUUGUGGGUAAACCCAUUUACUAUAUAGAAAUGAUAUUGGGGCAAUUUUCUAGUCGUGGCUGUGUUAAGGUAUUUGAUUAUGUGCCCAUUAUGAGAGGUAUUGGUUAUGGUCAAGCAUUGUCAACGUUUUUAACCUCUUCCUAUUAUGCAUCUCUAAUGGCACUGACGCUACGUUAUUUAAUUUUAUCAUUUUACCCCGUAUUACCCUGGAGCUAUUGUCGCGAUGAAUGGGGUGAUCAGUGUAUUGAUUCUAAAAUAAAUGCAGGAGAUACAACGGAAAGUCACAUGUUGACAGAGGCAUUUAAUGGUUCAGUUAAGAAAUCAUCAGCUGAACAUUAUUUUGUCAAAGUUAUUUUACAUGAAACUCCUAACAUAGAUGAUGGUAUUGGUACACCAGAUUUGUAUUUGGCUCUGACAUUAGCCUUCUCCUGGAUUGUGAUAGUUUCGAUUGUUAUAUGUGGUAUAAAGACAUCCGGUAAAGUGGCUUACUUCUUAGCUCUAUUUCCCUAUAUUACUAUGUUGGUACUUUUGGUGCGCUCUCUAACACUACCCGGAGCAUUUGAUGGUGUUUUAUAUUUCUUAAGACCUCAAUGGGAUAAACUGCUAGAUGCUGGGGUUUGGUAUGCUGCCGUUACACAAGUAUUUUUCUCGUUAACAGUCUGUAAUGGUGUUAUAUUGAUGUAUGCCUCUUAUAAUCGUUUCGAUCAUAAUAUUUGUAGAGAUUGCACAAUUGUCACUACUUUAGAUACAUUUACAUCUUUACUUUCGGGUAUUAUUAUUUUUGGCAUAUUGGGUAAUUUGGCUCAUGAAACGGGUACUACAGAUAUUCAGAGUGUGGUGAAAGGAGGCCCCGGUUUGGCUUUCAUUUCCUAUCCAGAUGCUAUAGCGAAAUUUACUAUGGUGCCACAAGUUUUCUCCGCCCUAUUCUUUCUAAUGCUGUUUGUUUUGGGUAUCGGUACCAAUGUGGGCAUUAUCACCAGUGUAAUAACGGUAGCCUGUGAACUUUUCCCUAAUGUAAAAAGAUGGACCAUAGUAAUUGGAAUAGCUGUAAUAAGUUUCUGCUUAGGUUUAAUGUAUAUAACACCAGGAGGACAAUAUAUGUUAAACUAUAUAGAUUUCUAUGGAGUUACAUUUGUCGCCAUAGUCAUGGGUAUAUGCGAGAUAAUAACAGCGGGCUGGAUUUAUGGUGUUAAAAAUAUUUGUCGUGAUAUUAAAUUUAUGUUAAAUAUUAAAACAUCUCUGUAUUUUCGCAUAUGCUGGAGUAUUAUUACACCCGUUUUUAUGAUUGCCAUAUUGAUUUAUACUCUAGUGGAAUACAAGCCCUUGGAAUAUAAUGGGGUUAAAUAUCCGGAAUAUAUUUAUGUAUUAGGUUGGUGUGUUUCAGCCUUUUGUAUAGGUCAACUGUUAAUAUGGGCCUGUAUUACCAUUUACAAGAGACCUGAAUCAAAACUUUGUAAUCGUAUCAAAACAACAUUUAAUCCUUUGUCAUAUUGGGGUCCUUUAGAUCCAUCUACACUUAAAUCGUAUAAACAGUCAAUAGAAUUAGAUGUUGCUAACACUUUGGGAGUGACGAAUAGAGGCUUUUGGUUUAAAAUUUAUGAUAAUAUAUUUAAUUAA
Messenger RNA from Lucilia cuprina (Australian sheep blowfly), 2017 nucleotides. Its product is annotated as sodium-dependent nutrient amino acid transporter 1-like. Gene Ontology annotation, molecular function: L-amino acid transmembrane transporter activity. Gene Ontology annotation, cellular component: membrane. Bases 101 to 2017 code for a protein of 638 amino acids. The transcript has 7 exons. The record is from RefSeq and is a predicted model, not a curated record. Gene Ontology annotation, biological process: sodium ion transmembrane transport. Lineage: Eukaryota; Metazoa; Arthropoda; Insecta; Diptera; Calliphoridae.